AAUAGAACGACGGUCGCCAAAACGACGGACAACACGGAGUACAGAAAAAAUAAUCCUCUAGUCGUACCGGUAAUAAUAUUAUCCAUACCAGCGAUUCUCAACCUGUGGUACGCGUAUACCACUUGUGGUACUCGUGUAGAUCAUAGGUGGUAUGCGAAGAAAUUUCUUGAUAA
Molecule: messenger RNA, 173 nt
Organism: Cinara cedri
Lineage: Eukaryota; Metazoa; Arthropoda; Insecta; Hemiptera; Aphididae
Source: the annotation of a GenBank genome assembly